AUGCUUCGGAUCGCUUCGGACUAUAAACAGAACAGUKCAACCCCCAAGGGAGUUCAAGCUGGGAUGUAUCCAUGGAGACGAGAAAAGUUUUCGUCUCAAGAGAAUGGAAAAGUUAACUACAAAAUACUAACAAGUGUGCAAAGUACUAAAAAGGAGUAUUCAACAGCAGCCAUAAGAGACUCAAUAAGAACCUACUUUAAGACAAGAAAAAGGAGACAUGUCCAAAGACAACAAAACAAGACCAAAGAAUAUUUGAAGUCGUCACGGGCCCGCACAAGAAUGAAUACUAAAAGACAACAGCGCAAAAAAGUGUUGAUGGAAUCAACCUCUUUUUCUGAUGCUAACAGAGAAAAGCUGUUGCCUGUACUAACAAAUGCCUACAUGUCAUCUGAUGAGUCCAUGUCGGAYGAAUCAGAUGACAACAAUAUUAGUGAUGAUGGUUCAAAUUCUGAUGGUGAGAACAAUGAGCCCAAGACUAAGGUCAUAGUUGUAAAGAAAUUAACUUGGAGGAGUGACGAACUGAACCAGGCUUUUAAAAAGCUUGAUCGAAGACUUGCAAGAAGGCGAUCAGCGAAAGGGAACUCUAUGGUAAUUAAAAGAAGAGAAGGCCCUCCAUCAUCUAGAACAGUACCUGAGGGUGCGCCAGGUUGGGCCAUGAGAAUCUAAACUUUUUAAAUUGUUUUAUUAUAAAUGUACAUAGUUUAUUAUUCAGAUAAUAUAUUAAAUACAUUGAAAAGUUACUGUUAACAAAAGGGCUAGGAGACUGUAGCCUUAAAGACUUUCUUAAAACUUUUUCUUACAAUUUUGCUUUAAUCAAAUCAUGAUUGGGGCACCAUUAGUAUAUUUUACUAGCUUUCAAAUGAAUUUUUUUAUAAUUUUAUAAGUGUAAAUAGAAUAUACAUUAUGAUAGGAAUUCCUUUUUAAAAGAUGCAUUGUCCUUUACUAGAUUCUUGUUAUAGUUUUACAGAA
Molecule: messenger RNA, 969 nt
Organism: Exaiptasia diaphana
Lineage: Eukaryota; Metazoa; Cnidaria; Anthozoa; Actiniaria; Aiptasiidae
Exons: 4
Coding region: 1-666 (221 amino acids)
Source: RefSeq, a predicted model, not a curated record